Messenger RNA from Microplitis mediator, 2241 nucleotides. RefSeq names its product ankyrin repeat domain-containing protein 17-like. Gene Ontology annotation, molecular function: protein binding. Bases 1 to 2241 code for a protein of 746 amino acids. The transcript has a single exon. Lineage: Eukaryota; Metazoa; Arthropoda; Insecta; Hymenoptera; Braconidae. The record is from RefSeq and is a predicted model, not a curated record.
AUGGUCAAAUUAUUACUAGAAAAACUAGAUAAAUAUAUCGAUCCUUUCAAUAAAAUUGAAGCUUUUCAGUUUGCUACUGAUUACAAUGAUCCUGAAUUAUCAUUUGAUCAGAAUCCGCUUGCUUCAAUAGUAGCUGCUGUGAACCAAAACAGAAUAGAAGUUUUUAAAAAAAUGGCUUCACAAAACGCUGUUCGUCUUGAAUAUUUACUCGAAGUCGCCAUUCAGUAUAAUAGGUACGAAUUUGUGGAGUGUUUGAUUGAUAUCGGCGCUGAUGUCAAUUAUCAUUCUCGGCCUUUACAUAUGGCCAUUGAAAACGAAAAUAUACCGAUAAUUGAAUUAUUUAUAAAGAAAGGAGCUGAUACGGCUCGACUUCCGGAAUUUGGAAAGCUUACUUUGGAAAUUGCUUGUGAUACGAAGAAUAUUAAAAUCAUUGAGAUAUUAAUUGCCGCAGGUGCUGAUGCGACUGAAACGUUCGAUAUUAAUAACUCACUUCAUUUUGCAGUUAUUCAAAAUAAUUAUGAAAGAAUCGAAAACUUAGCCAAAAAUGGAGCAGAUAUUAACAACACUGUAUAUUUCAAUAAAUCACCAUUAAUUUUAGCCAUAGACGAAGGUAAUAAACCAGUGGUAGAAUUAUUAAUUAAGAAUGGAGCUGAUAUUCAUUUUGUCACUGACUAUGCAGAAACUGCGAUUGUUGCGGCCAUUGAUAACAAUAAUUUAGAGUUAGUUGAAAUAAUAAUGGAGGCAGGAGUUGAUAUUAAUAAUGCCUCCGGACCACUAGCUCCGUUGAGCCGAGCAUGUCAUAAAAAUAACUAUGAAAUAUGUGAAUAUUUAAUAAAACGCGGUGCUAACGUCAAUGGUGUUAUUGGAGAUUGUUCGCCAUUACAGGAAGCCGCUGGACAUGGAAACAAAGAAAUGAUUGAGUUACUCAUCAAAAAUGGCGUUAAUGUGAACUAUGAGGCCAAAUUUUGUAGUUUAGCUUUAGAAACUGUUUGUGAGUAUAAUAAUCUUGAAUUAGCAAAAAUAUUAAUUGACGCCGGUUCGGAUGUUAUUAUAUCAUUAGAUCAUUAUGCCCCAUUAAAAUCAGCUAUCAAGCUUAACAAUCAAGAAUUGGCUGAGUACCUAAUCAACUAUUGUACUAAUGCUAACAUUACUUGCAAUUAUUCAGCGGCAUUAAUAUGUGCUAUUCAAGAGUACAGAAAGGAAAUGGUGGAAUUACUGAUAAAAAAUGGUGCCAACAUUGAUUCCACGCCAGAAUAUAAGUAUUCACCUCUUUGCUCAAGUAUUUGGAACCGCAGUUCUGAAAUAACAAAAAUUUUAGUAAAAGCUGGCGCUGAUAUAAAUCUGCUUACAGAAAAAUGGACACCAUUAAUUGAAGCUGUAAGAAUGAAAGACUACAAAAUGGCUGAGUACUUGAUAGAAAAUGGUGCUGAUGUAAAUCCUCAUGACGGUUAUGAAACGCCACUAGCUAUUGCUAUUCGGGAACAUAAAAACGACAUCGUUAGAUUAUUAGUUAGGCAUAAUGCUAAUGUUAAUAUUGAGGCAGCCAAUGGACAAACAAUUCUGGCUUAUGCUAUCCAGGAAAACAAUUUUGAAUCAACUGAAAUAUUAAUUAAUGCUGGCGCUGAUGUAAGUGUCACUAUUAAUAAUGUUGGAUCAUUAUUACAUUUGGCGCGUUGUCGAUCUGGACCAGAAGUUAUUAGUCUAUUGCUCGAUGUUGGUGUUGAUAUCAAUUACGUCAACGAAUAUGGUCAGAUGGCAAUUGAUAUUUACUCAGAUAUUCAAAACGCCCAGACAUUAAUUGAGCAGCAUGUUAUUAAAUUAAAAGCUGCCAAUUUAUAUCUUAUCGAUAAAUGUUUAGAUGCUGUGAAAGAUGAUCAAUUCAAUGAUUUUUACGCCGAGUGCUUGGAUGAAAUUGAUUUUUUGAAGACACAAUGGUUCUCCUGGAAAAUGAGUUUCUAUGAUAUUUUACACUCGUGUGUGAAUAAAAUAUCUCGAAGAAUUAGAUACAUCAGUAGAGAUGAUAUUAUUUUAGAUCAAAAGUCAUUACCUAGUAAAUUUAAGCUGUAUGGAGGAAUUAUUUACUAUCGUGUGUUAAAAGCUGAACCGCGUAAAAAAUUGUUAGUUCGUGCUGAUAAAAUAAUUUCUGAUUUAUUUGGUCAUUUGCUACAAGAUAUUUACGUACAAGAUAUUUUGGACUUUUUUAGUGAUGAGGAACUUAAGAUUUUGUGUGGUCUCAAUUAA